This is a messenger RNA of Amaranthus tricolor (Joseph's coat), 1784 nucleotides long. Its product is annotated as probable pectate lyase 12. NCBI's taxonomy places the organism in Eukaryota, Viridiplantae, Streptophyta, Magnoliopsida, Caryophyllales, Amaranthaceae. The record is from RefSeq and is a predicted model, not a curated record. Bases 178 to 1578 code for a protein of 466 amino acids. Gene Ontology annotation, molecular function: pectate lyase activity. The transcript is spliced from 6 exons.
ACACUGCCCAAGUGUGUAGUGCAGGCUAUCGAGCAGCUCACUCACUCCUCAUGCUCACUGCUCACUGCUCACUCCUCACUCCUCACUCCUCACUUACUAAUCUUUUUGACUUAUCCACUAAAAUCUGAAACUCCCAAUUCAAAUCCUUAAAAGAUUUAUUUAAUUAAGCUCUCAAAAAUGGUUGUAAGAAGCUGCAUUGUGGUAUUAUUCAUCAUUUUUGAAGUUACUGAUUCUGCGCUCAUUCUUCCUGGACAACACCCUGACCCAGAAGCCAUAGCGAACCAACUUCACAGAAAGGUGAAUGCUUCUAUAACAAGAAGACAUCUAAGUGAAGACCAAGUUCCAAACUGUGCAACUGGUAAUCCAAUCGACGAUUGUUGGAGAUGUGAUCCGAAUUGGGAAAAUAAUCGACAAAGAUUGGCGGAUUGUGGCAUUGGAUUUGGGCAAUAUGCUCUAGGCGGAAAAGGUGGUGAAUUUUAUAUAGUCACGGAUCCUUCUGAUCACGAUCCUGUCAAUCCUAAACCCGGUACACUUCGCUAUGCUGUUAUUCAAACUGAGCCUCUUUGGAUCAUCUUUGCUUCCAACAUGAUUAUUCACCUUUCUGAGGAGCUAAUUUUCAAUAGUUACAAGACAAUAGACGGACGAGGAGCGGAUGUGCAUAUAACCGGAGGAGGAUGCAUAACCUUACAAUUCAUAAGCAAUGUGAUAAUCCAUAACAUCCACAUCCACCAUUGCUAUCAAUCUGGUAAUACCAUGGUCAGAUCUAGCCCGACCCAUUAUGGUCUUCGGGGUUUAUCAGAUGGGGAUGGAAUCUCCAUAUUUGGAUCCAAGGAUCUUUGGAUUGAUCAUUGCUCAUUGUCCCAUUGUAAAGAUGGGCUUAUCGAUAUCAUAAUGGGCUCGACUGGGAUCACUGUGUCCAACAACCAUUUCUCCCACCAUAAUGAGGUCAUGCUUCUCGGCCAUAGUGAUACAUAUGAGCCCGAUACAGGAAUGCAGGUGACAAUUGCAUUCAACCAAUUUGGGCCCAAGUUAAUACAAAGGAUGCCAAGAUGUAGGAAAGGGUAUAUACAUGUUGUAAACAAUUACUUCUUACAAUGGGAGAUGUAUGCAAUUGGAGGAAGUAGCAAUCCCACCAUUAAUAGCCAAGGAAAUCGUUACAUUGCUCCUUAUAAUCCUUUUGCCAAAGAGGUGACAAAGAGGGUGGAUAGCAAUGAGAAGGAUUGGAAAGGAUGGAAUUGGAGAUCGGAAGGAGAUGAAAUGGUGAAUGGUGCAUAUUUUGUGGCAUCAGGAGCAGGAGUUGAGGUCAAAUAUGAGAAAGCUUAUAGUGUCGAACCUAAAUCAGCUUCCUUCAUUGAUCAACUCGUCAUGUACGCUGGCGUUCUCGGAGAUAGGAGACACAACUUGGGGAAGUGGACAGCAGGACCGGGCGAUAAAUCAGAAUUAGAUACAAAUGAUUAUGAUUAUGAUUAUGGAGGCACUUCUUCAUCAUUUUCUCCCCCAGCUUACAUCCUUGUAUUUCUUUUGUUAAUUUUGUCAUUCCUUUAUUUGUAUAUCAUUCCCAACAUUAACCUUCUAUGACAUACAUUUUGGAAACAACUUCUCCCUGAUUUUCGGCUAGUUUUAAGGACUUUUUGGACUAAAGUAAUUGUUAGCAAUCUACGUAGCUGUGAACAGCAAUAGCUAGACAUGUUUAGCUGUGAGUAGCACUAGUUGUUUAACUUAUUAUUUAAAGUAUUAUUGUCGACAGAAAUAGCUGUCAGAAUAUAAUAUGUUGUUUUAACUAA